GUAUGUGUAUAAAGGAGCAGGGCGAUCGGCGGCGGGACGGCGGGGGACAGGGCCCGGACCCGCAUAGCAACAACAUCAGCAAUCUCACCAUCAGCUCCUCACACAAUCCUAAUACUACCGUGUUCACACACCACCGGACAGCGCGCGGCCUCACCUACACACCUGUAUGCGCGCGGCCGCUCGGGGUUUGAGGGUUUAAUCAGAGCUGCAGCGGGGCGCGCGCUCGGCGUGUCUGGCGCUCCGCCCGCGGUAAUGGCGAGCUCGGCUAACUCUAACCCGGUGCCUAAACUCUAUAGAAGUGUGAUGGAAGAUGUGAUCAAUGAAGUGCGAGAGCUCUUCCUGGAUGAAGGCGUGGACGAGCAGGUUCUCAUGGAGCUCAAAACGCUGUGGGAGAGUAAGCUGGUGCAGUCGAAGGCCGUGGACGGCUUCCACACGGAGGAGCAGGGAGCUCUCCAGGUGCAGCAGCAGGUCCAGCAGGUUCAGCAGACUCAGCAGCCCAGCCAGCCACAGCAGGUCCUUCUGCCUCCAGCCCAGCAAGCUCCACAGCAGCAGGUGAUUGUACAGGAUCCCAAAAUCCUGCAGCACAUGACUGCUACUGGCAUGAGUGCAGCUGCCUCAGCGGCGACCCUGGCAUUGCCUACAGGAGUGGCUGGUGUUGGACCCUACCAGCAGAUCAUCACCAGUCAGGGUCAGAUCCUGCAGGUGGUGAGGGCCGCUAAUGGAGCUCAGUACCUCAUCCAGCCUCAACAGCCCAUUAUGGUCCAGCAGCAGGUCCUGCCCCAGAUGCAGCCGGGUGGAGUUCAGGCCCCAGUCAUUCAGCAGGUCCUGGCUCCUCUGCAGGGCGCCCUCCCUCAGCAGACAGGGGUGAUCAUCCAGCCCCAGCAGAUCGUCCUCGCAGGGGGCAAAGUGCAGCAGAAUGCUCAGGUCAUGCAGGCAGCCAUGGCUACUCAGGCGGGUCAGGGAGCUGCGCAGGUCCAGGCCCAAGGCCAGCCUCAGCCGUCGUCCCAAGCGCAGCCUGAGCAGCAGCAGCCAGCACCACAGCCGCAAACGCAGGCACAGCAGGCUGCCCAGCAGCAGCCCCCCAUGAUGCUGCAGGUGGAUGGCGCCGGAGACACGUCCUCCGAGGAGGAUGAAGAGGAGGAGGAUGAGUACGAUGAGGACGAAGAUGAAGACAAGGAUAAAGAUGGUGGGGAGGAUGGCCAGGUGGAGGAGGAACCGCUAAACAGUGGAGAUGAUGUAAGCGAUGAGGAGGACCAGGAGCUGUUUGAUACUGAGAAUGUGGUGGUGUGUCAGUACGACAAGAUUCACAGAAGUAAGAACAAAUGGAAAUUCCACCUGAAAGACGGCAUCAUGAACCUGAACGGACGCGAUUACGUCUUCUCCAAAGCCAUCGGAGACGCAGAGUGGUAAAGCGAGUGGAGAUGAAACAGACUGUCAGACGUACGCGCAAGACUCGAGACCUGGGACUGUUUAACCUUCAGGAGAUGCAAGUGGUUUAGGGAUGAGGAGAGACAUCCCCCGUACGGUUGGGUGAUACUUGAGCUGUGUUGAAGCCCCGUUUGUACGUCAUUCGCAUUUCAGUGGAUCUCCAAAGACGGCCCGUUUUUAAAUUUUUGAUUUCCUUUUUUUCUUUUUGGUUUGUCUUUUGGACAGAAGUCCUUUGUUCUUCAUAAUGGUGAAAUCUGAAUGCCCAAAAUGAACAAAAGUGUAAGUAGAGGCUGUCUUGAGCAGAUUUGUAGUGCCUCGAACUAGCUGUGAAGCCCUCCUCUUCCUCCUCCCUGGCGUGUACUUUUAGAUUACCGUGUGCUGUCGUUGGCUGUAACGUAGUUCCGAAUAGACUUGGGUUCCCAUUUUACGCUAAUCCUGGACGUGGAUUUAGCUGACCGCAUAGUUUGUCUUUGAAUUCCCUGUUUUUUCUGCAAAGCCAUUACCAUCUCCAGCCGUUAUGCCCUCAUUUGGAUUUAAACAAAACACUAAAAUGACCGCAGGCAUCAAAUUUAGUGCGAUCUUUGUUUGCAGUGUUCGCAGCAAACGGUUUCAAUCUUUUUCCUUCCAAUAAACCAAUUAGAAGACUAGAUCUUCGUUUUCAGAUGCUAGCUCGAGUUUUUGUGUCUAAUACAGUAUUUUCCGGCUGGUUAAAGGUUUGCACUGUCUGUGUGACGUGUGGUUACCAUAGCAUGCUUUAGUCCCAUCAGCUUUAACCUGGCGUGUCUUUGUGUGCGUGUGGAGUCACUGCUCAACCACGUCUUUUAAGUACUCAAGACAAACCCUUUCGAUGCUUUUAGUGAUGUCAAACUUACGUUUUAAUGUUUUGUUUUUUGUAUUUAUUCCUGAAAGCUCAGGCACCAUCACGCAUCGGGGAUGAAACUGCACCACACUGUGCUCUUAUGAAAAGAAGUGUUCCUUUUUUCUUUCCACUGUCCGCUGUAGAAGGUUACCGUGUGCUGUUCCGUCACGUCUGAAAUUUUUUCCCUUUUUUUCUUUUCUUUUUAAAACGAACUGCUUGUAUCUCUAUUACUUUCAUUUCUUCAUACUUUUAUUCACCAGUUUUGGCGACUCGAGUCCAUUUAUAAAUGUAUUUAUAUGCAGAUUGUGGUCAAGUAGACGAUGGAACAGCUUGUUGGGUUUUUUUUUUGGUUGAGAUUUUAGUAUCAUCUGCUUGAUUUUUUUUCAGUUUUAUUUUGUUUGUGCCUUUUACUAUUAUUUCAGCUAUCAGGUAUUUGCGAAAAUGCUAGAUUUUUUUUUUUUUUAAUAGAGUAAAUCCUAAAAGAUGACUGUACACUUGGCUUUGUUUUUAUGAUUGUUAUAAUAAACCAUGGGCUGGAGCUGGUGUCUGAUGCAACUCUGAGGAAACUGUGUCCUAAAUUCUUAUUGUUUUAUCAUAAUUCACUACCGUGUGUUGGUAGGCUGUGUGUUUGGAAUACCGAUAUUACAUCUUGUUAGUAUCUUCACAUCCAUGGAUUUAUUUUUUUUUCUCUUUGUACGACUUUAAUUAAAGCAUUAUUAAAAAUUG
Molecule: messenger RNA, 3013 nt
Organism: Colossoma macropomum (tambaqui)
Lineage: Eukaryota; Metazoa; Chordata; Actinopteri; Characiformes; Serrasalmidae
Gene: gtf2a1
Product: general transcription factor IIA, 1
Exons: 10
Coding region: 253-1410 (385 amino acids)
Biological process (GO): transcription by RNA polymerase II; transcription initiation at RNA polymerase II promoter
Cellular component (GO): transcription factor TFIIA complex
Source: RefSeq, a predicted model, not a curated record